AAAAAUGGAAAAAUUAAGGAAUGGAAAGGCAUUUAAAGAUGAAAAUUUGGGUUUGUGGCAAUUACCGUUAGAGUGGGCGUGGUUAAGACCUAAAGAAUUUUUAAAAAGAGAAGAAUUGGGAUAUACUAAAUUUAAUCCGAUUAUACGGACAUUUGUUGGUAAUAAAUGUGAAAAUUUGGAAAUUAAAAUUGUUGGGGCUAAGGUAAAGCCAACAAAAUUACCGGAAUUAUCGCUUAAAGAGGACUUUGAAAUACUUUGGACAAAACCAGAUAUAGCCCCCCGAACAUAUUACGGAAGGGCAAUUUUAUCAAAUUUUACUUUUAAUGGCUAUAAUUUUUUGGCGGCCCUUAUUGGAUUUAUUGACCGUCCAAAUUUAAAUAUUUCUGCUGGAUGUUUGGAGUUUUUUAAAGAUCGUUUAAGAAAUCAGUAUAUUUACUGUGAUGGAAUGAAAGAUUUAAUUAAUGAAUUAAUUUUAAACCAAACAAAACCCCGUUUUAUUGGAAUACCCGAAAGGAGUUUAAUAAAUAAAAAUUCUGUUGGAAUGUUUUUUGCUUCUUGUGAGGGGGCUAUAUUUGGAUUACCUUUACUAGAUCCGAGUAAAUAUGGAAAUGAAAAGGAAAAGGUUACUAAAUGGGAAAUUAAUUAUGAUUGGAGUAAAUUAAAAAUUAAUUUUGAAAAUUGGAAUUGGAAAGAAGGAUGGCCACAAAAACAACAAAAUAAAACUGAAAAAAAUUAA
Meloidogyne enterolobii is the source of this 736-nucleotide messenger RNA. The record is from the annotation of a GenBank genome assembly. Lineage: Eukaryota; Metazoa; Nematoda; Chromadorea; Rhabditida; Meloidogynidae.